Molecule: messenger RNA, 851 nt
Organism: Pygocentrus nattereri (red-bellied piranha)
Lineage: Eukaryota; Metazoa; Chordata; Actinopteri; Characiformes; Serrasalmidae
Product: xenotropic and polytropic retrovirus receptor 1 homolog
Exons: 4
Coding region: 1-567 (188 amino acids)
Biological process (GO): phosphate ion transport; cellular response to phosphate starvation
Cellular component (GO): plasma membrane; cytoplasm; Golgi apparatus
Molecular function (GO): inositol hexakisphosphate binding
Source: RefSeq, a predicted model, not a curated record
AUGGAGGUCAAUGCGUAUCUGUAUCUGUGGGCUGUGGCUACCUGUUUGAGUGUGUUAGUGACUAUCAGCUGGGACCUAAGGAUGGACUGGGGACUGCUACAAGGGAAUGGCCUCCUGAAAGAAGAGCUUGUCUACUCAAGAGAAGUGUACUACUAUGCAGCCAUGUUAGCAGAUGUGCUACUGCGGAUCUCCUGGGCUAUAAAUAUCCUCCUAGCUCAGAUGAAGGAUUCAGCUGCUGCUUCUACUGCUAGUGCUGUACUGGCUCUGCUGGAGGUCCUCAGGCGUUCUAUGUGGAACCUCUUUCGGCUGGAGAAUGAGCACCUAAAAAACUGUGAACAGUGUCGAGCUGUUCGUGAUUUUGAGUUCCCUAGCAGGACAGUAAACAUGCCAGAGCAGUUCCUCCAAGAGAAGCUGAUGGACCAGGAUGAGCUAGAUAACACUGAACCCAACACCAGUACCUCACAUCAUAAACCAACUUGUUUACCAUUCAGAUAUUUAAGACCAGCCGUUGAGGAGACAAACUUACCCAUACAGAGCCCAAAGAUGGAGCCAGCACCAUUUCCAUGAAGUGGAAAGAUGUGCAUGCAUGUAGAUAACAUAAGAGACAUUGAUGAGAGCUGAACUUCCCAACAGUUAAUACAUUCUAACUGUACUGGCCGGUCACAUAUUGCUUUUUGUUAAGAUUGUGACGUUCAAACAUAUAAGGACCAAGACCAAGAUGUCCCUCAAAAUAAUGCUUUCCUUUAUUUCACUUCUAAAACCAUCAGUAUUUCAAUUUUCCAGACCAGCUGAUAUGCAAAAAUCAGGCAAGCAUGUACUAUACAGCAGCUUGAGCCCGAGCAAAUAGAGAA